This is a messenger RNA of Tarenaya hassleriana, 3202 nucleotides long. Its product is annotated as probable galactinol--sucrose galactosyltransferase 2. The transcript has 13 exons. Lineage: Eukaryota; Viridiplantae; Streptophyta; Magnoliopsida; Brassicales; Cleomaceae. The record is from RefSeq and is a predicted model, not a curated record. Gene Ontology annotation, molecular function: raffinose alpha-galactosidase activity. The coding region runs from base 637 to 2964 and encodes 775 amino acids.
UAUUGUAAAUUUAUAAGUCGGAGUUUGUUGGUUGCGACCAUUUGCUUCUAUUUUUCUUUUUUCAACAAAAUUCAAAUCUACCAUUAUAAAAAGAAAACGGCGAGAGAUGAAAAUAUCUUGUUUUUUUAAAUAUAUAUUUUUUCUACCACGAAGAAGCGAGAUUACACGUGGCGACAUCCCAACGGCUUUACACCCUGCUCCCCCGAGUAUAUAAAGCUCAUCCUCCUCGACCUUCCUCUUCCUCCAUCACCAUAACCGUCGGAGCCAACACUUCAGCGCAGAUUCUGUUCUUCUCGUGGAAGCAGCAUUUUCGCUUCUGCAGAGCACAGCCUAUCUCUCUAACUGUCUCUUCGGACUUUCUCUCUCUAGAACCCGCGCUUGAGCUAUCUCAGCUCGGCGACCGAGGAGCUACUGGUGAGUGUCUCUGUUUCCUCUGCUGCUUUUUUUUUGAAGCAGAUCAUGUAAGAACAGGUUCUGUCUGUUUCAUGGCAAAGAUUCCGGUGAAUUCGGAGCAAAAGCCCCUUGUGUUGUUCAGCGCUCUAUUUUCUCCGAUUUGCCGGAGGAAACAGUUCCCUCCCAUGAGAGAGAUUACAGUUCCCUCCCAUGACACUGUAGGUUCAAGAGGCAUCUGAGAAAAUGACGGUCACGCCAAAGGUAUCCGUUCAGAACGACGACCUGGUGGUUCAAGGGAAGACCAUCCUCACCAAAGUUCCCGACAACAUUUUCCUAACUCCAGGAACUGCUUCCGGGCUUGUCUCCGGCGCUUUCAUAGGCGCAACAUCUGAUCACAGCAAGAGUUUCCAUGUCUUCCCCAUGGGUGUAUUGGAGGGACUUCGGUUCAUGUGCUGUUUCCGGUUCAAGCUCUGGUGGAUGACUCAGAGAAUGGGGACCUCUGGAAAAGAUGUUCCUUUGGAGACCCAAUUCAUGCUUAUAGAGAGCAACGACGAGGUUGACGUAAACGGGGACGAUGCUCCGACAAUCUAUGUCGCUUUCCUCCCUCUCCUCGAAGGCCAGUUCCGGGCAGUUCUGCAAGGCAACGAGAACAAUGAGAUUGAGAUUUGUCUCGAGAGCGGAGACAGGACGGUGGAAACCACCCAGGGAACUCACCUUGUCUACGUCCACGCUGGAACUAAUCCCUUUGAAGUCAUCAGCCAAGCCGUAAAGGCUGUAGAGAAACACAUGCAAACAUUCCACCAUCGUGAGAAGAAGAAGUUGCCUUCUUUUCUCGACUGGUUUGGGUGGUGCACGUGGGAUGCAUUCUACACAGAUGUGACAGCCGAAGGCGUCGUUGAUGGCCUUAAAAGUCUCUCUGAAGGAGAAACUCCACCGAAAUUCCUGAUCAUAGACGAUGGUUGGCAACAGAUAGAAAGUAAAGACAAAGAAGCGGAAUGCGUUGUGCAAGAAGGAGCACAGUUUGCUAAUAGACUGGCUGGUAUCAAAGAGAACAAAAAGUUUCAAAAGAAGAACCAGAGCAAUGAACAAGCAUCAGGACUAAAGAAUGUUGUUGACGAUGCCAAGCAAUGCCACGAUGUGAAGUAUGUUUAUGUAUGGCAUGCUUUAGCCGGUUACUGGGGUGGAGUUAAUCCCUCAGCCACUGGAAUGGAACACUACGAUAGCGCAUUAGCAUACCCGGUUCAAUCCCCGGGUGUAUUGGGGAACCAACCGGAUAUAGUAAUGGACAGCCUCGCGGUUCACGGGCUAGGUCUUGUCCACCCAAAGAAAGUUUUCAACUUUUACAAUGAGCUACACUCGUACCUGGCUUCAUGUGGUGUAGACGGAGUGAAAGUAGAUGUGCAGAACAUCAUCGAGACCCUCGGUGCCGGUCAUGGUGGGAGAGUCUUUCUUACACGCAGCUACCACCAGGCUCUCGAGGCCUCCAUUGCUCGGAACUUCCUGGAUAAUGGUUGCAUUGCUUGCAUGUGUCACAACACAGAUGGAAUAUACAGUGCAAAACAGACCGCCGUCGUUAGAGCAUCCGACGAUUUUUACCCGAGAGAUCCAGCUUCUCACACCAUCCACAUCUCUUCGGUCGUGUACAACACCCUUUUCCUCGGGGAAUUCAUGCAACCUGACUGGGACAUGUUCCACAGCCUACACCCAGCUGCAGAGUAUCAUGCCGCGGCACGUGCAGUAGGGGGAUGUGCGAUCUAUGUCAGUGACAAGCCGGGCAACCACAACUUUGAACUGUUGAGGAAAUUGGUUCUUCCAGAUGGUUCAGUUCUUCGUGCCCAGCUUCCUGGCAGGCCAACCCGUGAUUGCCUCUUCGUCGAUCCAGCCAGAGACGGCGUCAGCUUGCUCAAAGUCUGGAACCUGAACAAGUGCUCCGGCAUUGUUGGUGUCUUCAACUGCCAAGGCGCCGGUUGGUGCAAAGAAACAAAGAAAAACCGCAUUCACAAUGCUUCUCCUGGGAUCCUCACCGGUUCAGUCUAUGCCGAUGAUGUCGAUCUCAUGGCCCAAGCUGCCGGUGCAGAGUGGAAUGGAGAUACAGUGGUCUAUGCAUUCAGAUCAGGGGAGGUGAUAAGACUACCAAAAGGCGCCUCCAUCCCGCUCACUCUCAAAGUGCUCGAAUAUGAACUCUUCCACUUCUCUCCGUUGAAGGAAAUCGCUCCAAGCAUCGCAUUUGCACCAAUCGGUGUGCUCGACAUGUUCAAUGCCGGUGGUGCUGUGGAAGCCAUAGAAAUCAACAUGGUCACUGACAAGGAACCUGAGUUCUUCGACGGAGAGGUCCCCUCAGAAACGAAUCCUACCGCCCUCAGCGAAAACCGUUCCCCAACUGCUGUGAUCUCACUCAAGGUCAGGGGUUGCGGCCGCUUUGGAGCCUAUUCUUCUCAACGUCCGCUAAAAUGCAGUGUCGGUAACGCAGAUACAGACUUCAACUACGACACUGCCGCAGGACUGGUGACAUUCAAUCUCCCUGUCCCAAAGGAAGAGAUGCACAGAUGGCUUGUAGAAAUUCGCAUCUGAGCAACAUUGGAACGAUCGCCAUUGGUGUUCAUCAUAUCAUUCAUAUCACGAUAGGAAAUAACAAAUGCUAGUAGUAGUAGUAGUAGUAGUGUCUUACAUAUGUAAUGUCCCACAAGUGGAAUCGUCUUCGAUUCGCGUUUUAGGCUUUUAGCUGUUAGUCAUCGAGCUCGAGCGAGAGCUAGCUCCGUUGUUAUGUACCUUCUCUGAAAUGAAAGAAAUCAACCUUGCAUUGCAAACA